UACAAACACAAAUAAUACAGUAAAAUGGCAAUGCCCCAAAUAAGCUCGGCCGACCAGGCGAAAUUGCAGCUGAUGCAAGAAAUGGAAAUAGAAAUGAUGUCGGAUUUAUAUAACCGCAUGACAAACGCCUGUCAUAAGAAGUGUAUCCCUCCACGAUAUGGCGAGUCGGAAUUGGGCAAAGGCGAGAUGGUCUGCAUUGACAGAUGUGUUGCUAAAUAUUUGGAUAUACAUGAAAAGAUUGGCAAGAAGCUCACAGCAAUGUCAAUGCAGGAUGAGGAGCUUAUCAAGAAAAUGUCUAGUUAAACAUGCAAUUCAAUGGUUUUGGUCAUAUUGACGCAAAUCCCUGUACUCGUACAAUAACCAAUCAUCAAAUGGGCAUUUCAAUCGUUACGUUAACUUGUUACACAAAUAAACAUUCACAACAGA
Molecule: messenger RNA, 426 nt
Organism: Drosophila innubila
Lineage: Eukaryota; Metazoa; Arthropoda; Insecta; Diptera; Drosophilidae
Gene: Tim10
Product: mitochondrial import inner membrane translocase subunit Tim10
Exons: 2
Coding region: 25-303 (92 amino acids)
Biological process (GO): protein insertion into mitochondrial inner membrane
Cellular component (GO): mitochondrial inner membrane
Source: RefSeq, a predicted model, not a curated record